AUGGCGGCGGCUGGGCGCAGGCGCUUGCGUCGUCGCCAUGGUCAUGAUACAGGCAUUCUGCCCCGCCCAGGCCGAUCCAGGCCUAUGGGCAGCACGUGCAUGCAGUUGAACCUGGCUGUGGAUGAACAGAAAGAGAAAAUUACUGAAAAAAUCAUUCUUUCAAUGACAGCAAAGGAACUCCAUAAGGCACAGGAAGAAGUGAGCAGGCUGAUUGAUGAAUUGCAGACAGCUAUCAAAAGCAACAGAGAUCAUCUCUCUAAACUUGGCCCCCAAUUACAGGCUGAGCAGGAGCAAUUCUCCUCUUAUGUCUACCAACACAUUAAAAGCCUUCCAGCAAAAACUCUUAUCCCAAGAGGCCUGCAGCUCAAGGUACUUGAAAAUGGUAAAGACACUGGAGAGAUCUCUAUCUGUAUCAGCCAAAAAGAUUUGGUGUCUAAUAGCCCAAACCAAACUGGUGAUAUGAUGGAAAAAUUACUUCUCAGGAUUCAUCAAAGGCUUCAAGGAUCUUCCAUCAACCCACCAGGCCUCAAUUUUUCUUCAACACGGCUUUUCGAUGAGCAUGGUCAAGAAAUUAAGAAUCCACUUUUGCUGAAGAAUGAGCAAAAAAUUUGGGUCUCUUAUGGUAAAGCGUACAGAUCUCCAUGGAACCCUGUUUUGAGUUUGACCUUUGACCAGGUGACUGCAUUUGCCAGAGGUGGCAUUACAAUUGCGUAUAAAACCUUCUUGGAUCCCAAAGCUGUUCUGCUACCUGGAUGUGACAAUUGGGAAGUUUGUGAGGGAUUUCCAGUGAAUUUUAAUGCCAACAGUCAACAGAUACCUGAUCAAUUUGAAAAGGUGGACUUAGAGGACCAUUUCCUACAGAACAAGGUGGAUUCCAGUAUCGUCCUUCAUGCCUCGGUUUCCAUUGGAAAGUGGGGUUCCUCAGGUAGUGAAGAGAGCAGCAGAUGUCAGAUGGUGCCAUCGACCCUGUGGCCUGCAGCCAGUGUGUGGCUGAUCAUGAAGACUGGAAUGAUCUUGAGCCGAGCCAUAACUCAGGGCUGCCUAGCUAUUGGUCAUCCAAUCAGAGUCAAGGCCACUGAAGGAACAUCACUGGAAGGAUAUAAAUUAAUCCUCCAGAAAAGACAUAAAGAAAAUGAUUCUCAGAAGUGGGUGUUUGGAACUGAUGGCUGCAUUUAUUCUAAGGCUUAUCCUCAGUUUGUUCUGACCUACCUAGAGGAGCUAAAGGCACAAAUGGAUGUGACCCAGACAGAGUAUCACAUUCACCAUGGCACCUGGACCACAGCUCAUCAGGAACAUGGCAGCAGCUUAGCAGGAGAGGUUCUGCAAGAAAGUGCCAGCAUCCCUGGUUUGGAGCAACUGUCGGAGCCUUCAGACACCCAUUUGAUGCCAGAAGGUUCUCUUGGGGAGACAGGGCAGCUGACAGUGGCAUUGGUGAGGAGACUGGAGGAGAAACAUCCCAAGGCUUCUGCUCAGAGGUGGGCCAUAAAACAUGCAGGGACCAGUAAGCCAGGCCAGUGGAAACAUUCCAGAGUCGAAAAUCCUCUCUGGAAUAAGCUUACCUACAUGUGGCCAGUCCUUCCCAGCGGCCAACUUAACGAGGAGUUUGAUUGGCCAAUAGAAGGACUGCUUAUUCCAAACAGUCCUUCCAUGAAGAAACCCAUCUGUAAGUCACCAGAGCACGAUGUGCCCGUAAGACUCAGAGUUCUGCGGAAUGGAGACAAGAAUAAAAACAGAGCACUUGUUAUAAUGAGUCCAGACAUAUCACCUGGGCGGAAAAUGCAGUGUACUGAAGUUCUACAUUUACCUUCUGCAGCUCGGAGGUUGUUCAAUGAAAAGGGAAAGGAAAUCUUUUCUGUAAAAGACCUUCAAAGAGACGAACUGGUAUACGUUUCAUGUGGGGAACAUUGGAUCAAUCCUGACCUGUCCAUUGCUCAUCAAAAGCAGCAACUCUUCCUGAGGAAUUUAGCAUCAGACAUUUCUAAAAUUCAAGCCUUCUGCAAUACACGUAAGACAGAGGCUCUUGUUUUAGAAGUCCAAAGUGACAUUGUGUCUGGAGCCAAGCUUGCUGUGUGUAAGCCCGUAGCAACUUCUGGAGAAGAGAAGCAAAUUAUAGAGCCAGAGGAAGAGCAAAUGCAAAAAAAUGCUUUAACAACGGAAAGUGCUCCCAGUAAAACUCUAGAUUCACAUGCAAAAGCCCAUCUCCGAAUGAAGGCUCGUCACACGCCUCUCAGGUAUGCCUGGCAGGAACCUUCUCAUAUCUCUGAUGAAGGCGACAGUUUUCCAAAGAAGAUGCAGGAAGAGAUCUUAGAAAAUGUGGAACCACAGAGAAAAUACAGCCAUUCUCCAAAGCAGAGUAAAUUGCAGAAGCUCUGCCACCAGCAGUUUGAAUACAGAGAUGGGCAAAUCAUAAGUCAUGCGGCUCCUCAGCUAGUCCUGGGGGUGCGAGGUCCAGACCUACGUUCAGGCAUGGAGGUGGUUUUGGUGGAGAAAAAAGCCAAUGACAGUCAUCAGCGCUGGAUGCACAAGGAAGGCAGCAGGACCUUUCACCUGGUGAGGAACCCAGAGCUUGUGCUGGCUGUGUCUAUGACCAAGACGGGGAAUGAAGUCUGCAGCUAUCCAGUUAUUGUUCAGAAAUAUAAGCCCUAUAACAAUGGGACUUCCAAUCAAAAGUGGAAUUACAUUGAAAAUAAGAAAACUUUUAUGGCCUUCCAUAGCACUGCACUGGAUAAGGAAAUCACAGCCGCAAAUUAUGCUGGAAUUUGUACAUUCUCUGUAGUUAAAGAAAACAUUGAUCAACCAGGAUACUAUUCUCUCUCACCUUCUGGAAAGAAAAAAAUGACGCUGUGCCUGGCCUGUGGACGAUCCCUGAGAGCAGAGAAAGGACUGAAGCAGCUGCCUGCAGGGCUGCCAUUCGUCUGUGCCUCAGGCUCCAAGACCCAGAGGCCCUUCUCACGAGGGCCUUUCAAGACCAUCCAUGUGGCCGAGGUUGACUUAUCUUCUUAUGAGGCUGAAAAAACUCUAAGUCAUUAUGAAGAACAUCUAUUAUCUUUACGGAUGAAGACCUGCACACAAGUUGUAGCUCCUGUUGGUACGGCAGCUGCGCUCCAGAAGCCGGUGAAAAUAAUUGCAUACAAAAAUGGAGAUGGAUAUCGAAAUGGGAAGUUAAUUGUGGCUGAAACAUUCCCCAUGCUUCUUACAGAAUGCACGGAACAGCUUGGUCUUGCCCGAGCAGCCUCCAAAGUAUAUACUAAAGAUGGAACCACAAUCCUUUCCCUGCAUGAACUGGUUUUAUGGGCUCUAGAUAAAUCAUUUAUCCACAGAGACCCUGAAGAACAAAAGAAAGAGGCAGCCCCCAUUGGAACAAAGGAGACAACUAUUAAACAAAACCCAAGACUGAAAGUGAAAAACAAGUUAUUUCCAACAUCUGUGACAUCCGAUGGUUUGGAUGGUAUAGAUGAGUCUUUGUUCACCCUCCUUCACAGAAGCCCGAUUGCCAUCUGGGUAUCUUGUGGGGAACCAUUUUUAUCUCCCAAUGCUUUGCAGAAAGCAAAAAAAUUAGAAAAACAGAACUGGCAAAAAAAGGACAAAAUUUUGGCUGACUUAGACACCAUGAAACACAAAAUGAGACAGUUAAAAGGGCGGCGAGUAGCAGCAUGUCAGCCAGCCACCAUGGUUCCCAACCAAAGCCCUGUGCAGCCGGUGGUGGUGGAAGGAGGCUGGACCGAGCAGACACAAGAGGAAAUUAAACUCAUGGAAUGUAUAAGACAUACAGAGGCACACCUUUCUGAAAUCCAAGAACGGCAAUCCAAGAGAAAUUCUCCAACUGCAACUAAACAUACAGCACUCAAGCAGAGCAGCCUGUAUAAGCAACCCAACGCAAAACGGGUCUGGGUUUAUCUAAAUGGAUGCAGACCCGAGGAUGGCACUUAUGCCUGGGGCAAAAGCAUUUCAGAGCUGCUAGAUGACUGCUCGGCUCGUCUGAAGAUGGCCCGCCCAGCCAGCACCCUGUACACCCCCGGGGGAGAGCUGAUUCUGUCCUGGGACCAAAUAGAGCGAGACAUGGUCAUCUGUGUGUCCACAGGACAUGGCUUCGUAACCCAAAAAGAGUUAAAACAACUGAUGGAGGUCAGAGCCAAUUAUGCCAGAAUCCUAAGGCAGCAGGGCCCUGAAGCCACAGACAUCGUGGUGUCUCCACCCGAGAAGCUGCAGUCUCUGGUACAUCGACUCAAUUUCUAG
This is a messenger RNA of Myotis lucifugus (little brown bat), 4236 nucleotides long. RefSeq lists its product as uncharacterized. The coding region runs from base 1 to 4236 and encodes 1411 amino acids. The record is from RefSeq and is a predicted model, not a curated record. NCBI's taxonomy places the organism in Eukaryota, Metazoa, Chordata, Mammalia, Chiroptera, Vespertilionidae. Gene Ontology annotation, biological process: regulation of mitotic cytokinesis; intracellular signal transduction. Gene Ontology annotation, molecular function: microtubule binding. The transcript is spliced from 30 exons.